Molecule: messenger RNA, 3537 nt
Organism: Zychaea mexicana
Lineage: Eukaryota; Fungi; Mucoromycota; Mucoromycetes; Mucorales; Lichtheimiaceae
Product: PIN domain-containing protein
Exons: 3
Coding region: 95-3298 (1067 amino acids)
Biological process (GO): nuclear-transcribed mRNA catabolic process, nonsense-mediated decay
Cellular component (GO): telomerase holoenzyme complex
Molecular function (GO): telomeric repeat DNA binding; telomerase RNA binding; protein binding
Source: RefSeq, a predicted model, not a curated record
ACAACAACAACAACAACAGCAGCAGCAGCAGCAGCAGCGAAAGCAGCAGCAACAACCCCAGGUGGUAGACCAGCAUAAGCGAAAAAUUAAACUGAUGUUUGCCGAUCUCCAACAAAUUGAAACGAAAAUCGCCAAUACCUGGGCAGAAGCCAACCAGCUUGCGUUCUUUAACAACGACGUUGACGAAAUGGUAGACAGCACAGAUCGUCGACAGAAACACUUGGAGCGACGCCUUGGCCACCAACUGAUUGUAGCUGACCUGCAAAAGGCGCGCGAUGUGUGGAAUCAAAAAAUGGACCUACAUAUUGCCUUGGCGAACAAAUACCUGGACAUCAUCCAAUUCGACUAUGCGUAUGCAGAAAAGAAGAGUCUGGAUAAUUUGUGCUGGAAACGUGCAAUUUAUUCGCUGGUCGAGCAAUUUCGCCAAUCGCUCAAGGUCCGCAUCAAGACAAAGCUUGACGGGGGUGAGGAUGAAGAGGAGGAAGAGAAACAGGAAAAGGAUGAAGACGUCGAUAUCGAGAUUCCGGUGAUAUCUGAGACGGGCAUGACCAUGGUAGCAUUGUCACCAAGCGACGACGAGGACGAUGAAGCUGACGACUACAAUACCAAGCAUCAUGCUGUCAGCAAAGCUGACGAAAUUGUUAUGCUGAAGCAAUGUUUUAACAAAUUUCUGGAUCUCGCAGACGAUUUCUACCGACGAUCCAUGGUUACUCUACAUGCUAUGGAUGAAACAGAAGCUUUUACACGACAAGAAGAUCGGCAACACUCCUUAGAUGCAUCAACACAAGAUCAUCUUCAAGAGUGGCGGCGCACACGACGCUUGAAGUGGUAUAAAGGUGUACCAAACCGUGGUGACUUGGCACGCUAUAGAUGGGCUUGUUGCUCGAAGGAUCGCCAGCUAGCAUUCGAUGAAGCAUGGCGAUGGUAUGCAGUAGGUGCCUGGCUGAUGCCCGCCACCGGCAAGUUGUAUUUCCACCUUUCGCUGCUCAUGAGUGAUUCGAGCCACAAGGAUAAUACGCGACAAGAUCUACAUCGCUUCUACUUCAGCACGCGCAGUUUGAUGGUGCGCCGUAAUGGGUUUUUGAAUGCGCGUGAAGGCAUGAUUGUUCUUUUUGAGAGCAACCGCCGGUGGGUAGACAAGUAUUUGAAUUCCUUUCAGGCUGCCCGGGCGAACGCUAAGCGAAUGAAGCGAAACAAGCAGACACAGCAGCAGCCACAGCAGAUGGACGACACAGUGCCCGCUCAGGAUGUGGUGGCUGGCCUCUUUGUGCGACUCCACGGGAUGAUGUUCACCAAGAUUGGAUUGGACCAGUUUGCUCAUAUCAAACGACGCUUCUUUGAAGCAUUGUUUCCUCCGAAACUCGAGCAAGAAGGACGGCCAGACAGCGAAAGCAGCUUUAUCGAAAAUGGACGGUUCAGAGAAGGCGCAUUGUCGGGCCAGCAGAUGUUUUGGUUUGAAGCCAUUGUGCUAUGCCUCUCUUCACUGUACAACUAUGAAUACUCGGCAUCCAAAUUAAACCGCCUGAUGAUUCUUUAUGGAAAACAGCUGUUUCCACCGAAAAGCGAUAAUGGAGCUCCGUCGUCUACAACAACUUCAUCAUCAUCAUCACCACCUCCGCUGGCAGAUUAUCAGGGAUUGCUGGAUGAGUUCAAGGAGAGCGUCUUGUUUGCCUACGAUAUUGAUUUGAUGUGCCAGAUCGCCACCGAACUGUUCCGCCGCUAUAUCAAACCUUCAUUAUCUCGCCCGGCACCGCCCUCGUUACCCUUGCUUCCCCGCUCGCCACUUAGUCUUGAAAAAAACCGGGAGUUUUUGUUCGAAGCCCGAGAUCCGUCUCUUGCAUCAGCAACCACCACACGGGGAUCGGCUGAUAAUGAAGAUGACGAAUCUUGGCUGGUUUACAUUGAGAUGCUGCUCCACUGGAUGGUGGUCAACUGUGUUUGCAUGCGACCGCAUCAAGGAAUCAGUCUUUGGGAAUCGAUUGUUGGCAAUGUAUCGACGACGACGACGACGACGACGACGUCAGCGACAGAGCAAGACAGCAAAAAGGACGAGUCCAAGAUUAAUCCUGCAUUCUGGACUCUUUUACUUCAAUUUUUCAACAAGUUGUUAUUUUCGUUGCCCGAGGAUACCAAGUACGAACUAGUGAAUCGACACUUAUUGGAUGAAGAAGAGCACCAGCAUCAAGACGACGCGUGUAUGAGCGAGAUGGCAUUUGCCCAACUAAUGAGCAAGGUCUUGGGUGAAAAGCCCGAUUUGCCCGAGGAAGAUCAUAUGCGUGGUCUGGGGUGGGUUGACGACGUUACGGGCCGUCUCUUGAAGAUGAACGUGAAUUGUCAAAACAAGCAGGUUCCGCUCCAAGAUCAAGUGACACGGCGCAAACUUAAGAUUCUCGAUUAUGCUUUUGCUUUAGUCAAGCAAAUGCACCAUGUGCUUUAUUAUGACCCUGUGUUGGAAGUUUUCGCCAGUAAAGCAGUCGAAGACAAGCAAGCUCUCGUGUAUAUGGCAGAAGAAGGAGUCAGUUUGGAUACCACACCAGCGGCAACAGACAGCGCAGGCGAAGUUGGAGACGAAGGAGAGGGCAUGAGCACAACUUUGCAAGCUAUGGAUGAUGCUGUGCUUUUCUCCAAUGAAAAUGACUCUGUGGAUGAAGAUGGUGACGACGAUAUGUUGACGCAGCUGAAGAAACGACGCGAGCUCCUACAAGCAAUGGUGACCACAACGACGGCUGAAGACAACCGUACUGGAUAUCGCCGUGCACCAGCCCGUGUCAAGGAGCGCGAAGCACGUUUGAACCGCUUACGCAAGCGCGUCAUUCCUGGAAGGACAACCAUCAUCUUGGAUACCAAUUGUUUUAUUGGUCAUUUUGAACAUGUGAAACGGCUUAUUAAAAGCAGCAAAUGGACUAUCGUUAUUCCCCUUGUUGUGAUUACGGAAUUGGAUGGUCUUCGUAGUAAUACCCCUCCGUUGGGAUCGAUUGCUGGCAACGCACUGAAAUUCAUCGAAUCCACUCUGGCAACCAAGCAACGAACAGGCACAUCACUGAGAAUCCAAACGUCGCACAACAAUUUUAUGCACGACAUUGCUAUCCGCUCUGAACAGUUUGUGUUUGGCGAGUCAGACAAGAAUCUAGACGACUUGGUGCUUUCAGCAUGUUUGUGGUGGGCCACCAAAGGAGAUGACAAUUCGCACACACGUGUAUGCUUGGUGACGGGCGACAGAAAUUUGAGUGUCAAGGCACGCGCUAGAGACAUUGAUGUGAUGUCUGUGUCAGCCAUUAUGCAGCUGACACCCAGAUAAAAGGCGAUGUACUACUGCAUAUCGCGAUUAUCAUCUAAUCACAGAUUCUGGAUGUGUCACAUGUCAAGUGAAGCACAUGUUAUGAAGCUAUAAAAACGGCGUUUUUUUGACAGAGAAAAGGAAGGAGAAGCAAAUGUUGUGGCAUGUAUAUUUAUAGAUGAUGUGAGCCCAAUGGGUAAGGUGGGUGUGGAAAUGUUUAUGUUAUAUGUGUGUUGUGCGUUGUGUGUGUGUGUGUGUGU